Coprinopsis cinerea okayama7#130 is the source of this 1311-nucleotide messenger RNA. RefSeq lists its product as hypothetical. The record is from RefSeq and is a predicted model, not a curated record. Gene Ontology annotation, cellular component: extracellular region. The transcript has 7 exons. The coding region runs from base 1 to 1311 and encodes 436 amino acids. Gene Ontology annotation, biological process: carbohydrate metabolic process. Gene Ontology annotation, molecular function: cellulose binding. Lineage: Eukaryota; Fungi; Basidiomycota; Agaricomycetes; Agaricales; Psathyrellaceae.
AUGAAGUGGGGAACCCUUCUCUCCCUUGCGGUCGUCGCACCCUUUGCCAACGCUCUUCUGCGCUUCCCUUGCUCCCAGCUCGUGACCGAGCGUCUCGACCCCUUGGUCACUCCUGGUGAAGUCUCCCCUCACGUUCACCAAAUUAUUGGAGGAAAUGCCUUCAAUAUCACCAUGGACCACAACAACGACCUCGGUCGUCUCUCCACUUGCACAACCUGUCGUUUCAAGGAGAACAGGUCUAACUACUGGACCGCUGUCCUCUACUUCAGGGCACGCAACGGCUCGUACAUUCGGGUCCCCCAAAUUGCCAACCAGUUCACUGGAAACCCCAAUGGCGGUAUGACCGUCUACUACAUCCAGCCCAUUGGUAGCAACGAGAAGGUUACCGCUUUCCCCAAGGGAUUCCGUAUGAUCGUCGGUAACCCGAUGGUCCGUGCCCGAUCCAACAACGAGGCCCUCAACCGUGCUAUCACCUUCCGAUGCUUCGGUGCCAACUUCCAGAGCAACCCCGCCUACCCUCACCCUGGAACUGGUGAUGACACUGUCGAGCUCCCCAACCGUGCCUGCGCUGGUGGUAUUCGUUCUAACAUCUUCUUCCCAUCCUGCUGGAAUGGACGGGACAUCGAUCCUCCGGACCACGCUUCGCACAUGGCUUUCCCCACUGGUAGCAUCGGUCGUGACGGUCACUUCUUCCACGUUGGAACUUGCCCAUCCUCACACCCGAUCCGUAUGCCCUUGAUCUUGCUCGAGAUCGUCUGGGACACCCGUCAAUUCAACUCGCAAUGGCCCACCGAUGGAUCUCAGCCCUUCGUCCUCUCAUACGGUGACCCCACUGGCUACGGACAGCACGCUGACUACGUCUUCGGCUGGCAAGAUGACUCCCUCCAGCGCGCUAUGGAUUCCUGCACGGAUAUCGGUGGUGCCCCUGAGAGCUGCCGUGUCCUCCAGAGGAACAGCGAUGCCGAAAUGAACCAGUGCACUCUCCCCACCGUCGUCAACGAGCGUGUCGAAGGAGUCUACCUCGACGAACUCCCCGGAUGCAACCCCAUCCAACGCGGCCCUCAAUCUGCUACCAUGGUCCCGAACUGCCGUGCCAUCUCUACCACUGGCAUUGGCGGCCCCGUUGUCACCAACCCUCCCGUUGUCACUCAACCCCCCGUCGUCCAACCUCCUCCUCCCGUCACCAACCCCGGAGCUCCUCUCCAGACCCGCUUCGGUCAAUGUGGUGGCCAGGGAUGGACUGGCCCUACCCAAUGCCAGCCUCCCUACGCUUGCCAGGUCUCCAACCAAUGGUACUCUCAGUGCCUCUAA